Molecule: messenger RNA, 1199 nt
Organism: Paramisgurnus dabryanus
Lineage: Eukaryota; Metazoa; Chordata; Actinopteri; Cypriniformes; Cobitidae
Gene: aptx
Product: aprataxin
Biological process (GO): single strand break repair
Cellular component (GO): nucleus
Molecular function (GO): DNA 5'-adenosine monophosphate hydrolase activity; double-stranded RNA binding; single-strand break-containing DNA binding
Source: RefSeq, a predicted model, not a curated record
CCACGAAGAAGACUGCGUCAUGUUUUGAAGCGUGCACUGUUGUUUAUUCUUCUGCGAUCACUCAUUCUGCUCAAGAUAUAUUACACCAACACAUUUGUGUGGAAAUGCCUGUCUGCUGGCUGGUAAGUGACGAUGAUUUUCAUAAACCCAUUCAGCUUGUACACCAUCAAACUGUGAUUCUGGGUAGAGGACCAGAAACUAAAAUAAAAGACAAAAAGUGUUCCAGGGAGCAAGUUGAACUGAGAGCUGAUUGCAACAGAGGAUUUAUCAGUGUUAAACAGUUAGGUGUGAAUCCUACAAAUGUGGACAGUGUGGUUGUGGGCAAAGGCAAUCAGGUGACGAUAAAGCCGGGCCAAAGGCUUUACAUGGUCAAUCAACUCUAUCCAUACACAGUGAAGUUCACAGAAGAGACGCCCAGAUCUGCUUCAGAGGGCAUUAAAGCCUCAAAAAGACCACACCCUGCAAAUAUAAUGCCCCAUUCAGACCAUCACUCGAUGGAUUCACCUCCACCAAAAAAGACUCCAACACCAAGCUCUGAUAAAUCAGAAUCGGCAGGUCAUUGGAGUCAAGGCCUUAAAGCUUCAAUGCAGGACCCAAAGAUGCAGGUGUAUAAAGACGAUAGGGUGGUGGUCAUCAAAGACAAGUAUCCAAAGGCGAGGUACCAUUGGCUGGUGUUGCCGUGGGACUCGAUCUCCAGUUUGAAGGUUUUGAGAUCAGAGCAUUGCGAUCUGCUCAAACACAUGCAAAAGGUUGGAGACAAAAUGGUGCAGCAGUCCCCAGACGCUCAGAAACUCAGAUUCCGUCUGGGCUACCACGCAAUUCCCAGCAUGAGUCACGUCCACCUGCACGUGAUCAGCCAAGACUUUGAUUCACCUUGUUUGAAGAACAAGAAACAUUGGAAUUCCUUCACUACCGAAUACUUCAUUGAAUCUCAAGCUGUUAUUGCGAUGCUGGAAGCGGAUGGGAAGGUGACCGUUAAGGAAGGCACGAGUGAAUUACUAAAGCUUCCUCUACGCUGUCACAUUUGCCGUAAAGAGCAACCAACAAUCCCAAAAUUGAAAGAACAUCUUUUGUCUCACCGGUCUUCUUAAAUUGCUCAUUUACAAGACGUUUGAGAGUUUAGCUUUGGUUAACUUUACUUUUGGUCUUUAAAGUCAAAUUUCAUUUGUUCUGAAUUAAAGAGCUUGGGUUUGUUUUGA